CCACCGUCUCCACCCUCCUUCCAAGGGCCACGAUGAGGGCGCCUCUCCUCUCCUCGCUCCUCGUCCUCGCCGUCGUCGCCACCGUGCCUCUACUAGUCCCGGCGGUGUGCAUCUCGCGGCACGACAAGUCCGAGAGCAAGGCUGACGAAGAAGCUGCUGCUACUACCGUUGCCGCCGACGAGCAUGGCUCUGUCAAGACCAUGUCCCUCGACGCAUACGGGCCACUGGAGAUGGCCGCCAAGAAGCCCAAGGAGCAGGUCCUGAACGCGCAAGCUACGCCGGCGACGACCGCUGGCGCUGACACAUAUGACCAGAAACCCGUUGGUGAAAAACAGGCUGAAACGGCCACGGCCUCCGCUGCCGAUGAACAACCCGACAAAUACGUGGAAGCUCUAGUUCCUGACGAGAAGGCGGAGGAAUUUCCCGAUAAAUAUGUGGAAGCUCUAGUUCCUGACGACAAGGUGGAGGUGAAGAAGAAGAAGGUAAAGAAGGAAAAGAAGGACGAGUCUGAUGAUUCUGAUGUAGCUACGUCUUAUAAGAAGAAGGAGAAGUCUGAUGAUUCUGAGGUGUCUACAUCUUAUAAGAAGAAGAAGAAAUCUGACGAUUCUGAUGAAGAUGCAUCUCUUGAUAAGAAAGAAAAGAAGGCGAAGUUUGCAGCAUCUGACAAAAAAGAAAAGAAGGACAAGUCUGACAACACAUCUUCCAAGAAAGAAAAGGAGGAGAGAUCCGCCGAUUCCGAUGCAUCUGCGUAUUUCGACAAGGAAGAGCAGAAAUCCGGCGAUUCUGACGCCGCCACGUCUGUUGAGAAGCAAAAGAAGCAGAAGAAGGAGAAAUCCGGUGAUUAUUUCGACAAGGAAAAGGAGGAGAACCCCGAGGAGGACGCUGCGCCCGUCGACGUCUCCGCGGACGGCGUGUAUGUGCCUCUCAAGAAGGAGAAAUCCGGCGAAGACGCCACGCCGGUCGACGUCUCCACCACCACCGGCAAAUACGUAUCUUCUUCUUCCAAGGCAAACGGCAAGCCCACGGGAGGUCAGCCCGCAGAGAGCUCCACCACCGCCACCGCGGAUGCGUACGCGUCUCCAAAGCAGAAAGUCGUCAGCAGCCAGCCCAUGGCCAGCGCCGCUCCUGACGAGCUUCCGCUGGCGGCCAAGAGCUCCACCACCUCCGACGCGUACGCAUCUCCAAGGCAGCAGCAGGUCGCCAGCAGCCAGCCCAUGUCUGGUGGCGCUCCCGACGAGCUUCCACCGGUGGCCAAGACCUCUGCCACGCCCGAACCGUACGCAUCUCUGAACGUCGCCGGCGGCGGGCAGCCCAACGAGCCGGCGGCGGGGAGGCCGCCGAAGCUGUCGAUGGAGACGUUCUCGGGGAUGAUCAAGAGGCCGUUCGCCAAGUUCCUGAGCCCGGUGAUCAAGAGCGUGUGCGCCAAGACGGAGUACCCGGAGGACUGCGAGUCGUCGAUCGGGGGCCUCCCGGGGGCCGCGUCGGCGGCGGCCACGGACAGCGUGGGCGUGCUGAAGCUGGCCAUGGAGGCGGUGCGGCAGAAGGCCAUCGAGGCGAUGAACGCGGCCACGGACAGGAUGAACGCGCCGGGCACGGACCCGACGACCAAGGAGGCGCUCGACUCGUGCACGUCGUCGUACAGCGACAUCAAGACGAGCCUGGAGACGGUGGACGACGCGCUCAAGCGCGGCGACGUCGACACGGCGCACACCAACCUCGACUCGGUGGAGACGGACAUCACCACCUGCGACGACGGCUUCCAGGAGCGCGGCACCCCGUCAGUCAUGACCGACCACGACCAGGAGCUCCAGAAGCUCGCCAGCAACCUCCUCUCCAUCGGCGCCGCCAUCCACCACUAGAAAGAGAGGAGGGAGGUGCGGCGUCCACACACGCAUGCAUGCAUGCAUGCAUGCAUUGCGUUUGCGUCUCAAGAGUUCACUUGUAAAUUUGUAAUCGAGGAAGAAAAGCACCUCUCGAUCGAUUAACAUGUCUAGCUGCUACGAUCCUGUGAUUCGACGAUGUUAAUUAAUCGGCAGCUUUCAUU
Molecule: messenger RNA, 2044 nt
Organism: Zea mays
Lineage: Eukaryota; Viridiplantae; Streptophyta; Magnoliopsida; Poales; Poaceae
Exons: 1
Coding region: 33-1859 (608 amino acids)
Biological process (GO): negative regulation of catalytic activity
Molecular function (GO): enzyme inhibitor activity
Source: RefSeq, marked predicted